Notolabrus celidotus (New Zealand spotty) is the source of this 3721-nucleotide messenger RNA. Its product is annotated as E3 ubiquitin-protein ligase ZFP91. Gene Ontology annotation, molecular function: transcription coregulator activity. The transcript is spliced from 12 exons. The record is from RefSeq and is a predicted model, not a curated record. NCBI's taxonomy places the organism in Eukaryota, Metazoa, Chordata, Actinopteri, Labriformes, Labridae. Bases 344 to 2695 code for a protein of 783 amino acids. Gene Ontology annotation, biological process: regulation of transcription by RNA polymerase II. Gene Ontology annotation, cellular component: nucleus.
AAAGGAGACGCAACAAAGCGCACAAAAUGGUUGCGCAGGAGGCCAUGGCGACUAAGUAGGUUUACUAUAGCUUUAAGAACGCGAAAAUAGUGUCUGCUUCUUUAAAAUUAUAUAGGUUUAUUGCUGAGUAGAUAAUUAAGAAAAGUUUACAAUUUCAAAUCAAUAAAUAUAUGUAUUUAAUUUGCGACGGACCGUACGCAAUCACAGAAAAUGCAUCACUGUUGGAGAAAGGCCGCUUGCAAUCAAAACGUCUUCUAGCCAGAUGUGUUCAGUUUUUACUGAAAUAUCCAGAAAACCAGCCUGACUUCAGCUAAAUUUGAGGACGGCUACUGUGUCUGUGGGGAUGGAACCGCCGGGUGACCGAACCGGGGAUGUCAAUAAAGGCGAAGAACCGGCGGAGGACAAGGCCUUAGAGCGGACCCCGGCCACCGGUGUGACCGCUACCCCGCGAAGGGGGCUCAGGGAGCGGGGAGCGGGCCGUCCUUGGACCGCCGUCUCAACCUCAGACAUUAACGGAGCUGCGUCGAGCCCCCAGAGCUCUGGACGGGUUUUAAGGGACAGAUCAACGAGGGCAGUACCAGCCUGGCUGAAGGACACAAAGAGUGACGACGACGAGGAUGAACCGAGCUCGGACACCUAUGCGACCAAGCGGAGGAAAGUUUCCAACUCCAAGCGUAGAAAAAACUCUGAAGCAGCGAGUUCUGCUGAGUCUGGAGGGGGGGUCGCAGGUGACAGCCUUCAAGGCACAGACUCAGAGGACCCAAAGAAACCUGCCACAGAUGCCCAAGCUCUUCCCUCCAAACGCCCCCCAGCCCAGACUCGUGCCAAGCCCCCGUCUGGCAGAGCUGCCCGCGGCUCUGCCAAGCCAGUGUGUAAGACUGAACCUGGAAUGGAGAAUCCAGCUGGUGAGCAACCUGUUGACACAGUGGAAGAAGAGGUUAACACUAAAGGAAAGCAUGAAAUUAAAAAGAAAGAGAAGGAAAGUGAGGAUCUUGCUGUACCAGUCUUGGAAGAUGAAGACAACCCCUUCCCUGAUGACCUAACCAACCUGAGCUACGAGCCGCAGAGUCAGAGUGGCCCAGAAGAGGAAGGGAGCUUCAGCAGUGAUGAAGAUCUUCCUUUUAGAGAUGACCUGAAUGACCAGAGCUAUGACCCGAAGGCUGAAAGAGAUGUACCCAAACCAAAGCGCAAAGCUCCUCCAAGACAAAAGGAGAAGAAAGAGAAAGAAAAGGCUCCUAAAAAGGAGAAAGAGGUAGCAGAGAUAAAGAUCGAAGGUUCGGAUAUUGUUGAGAGUGUGGAAGAGGAAGUCAAGCUAGAAGAAGAAACCCUGGAAGACCCGGAUGGACCUAGGAAGAGAGGCCGGAGGAAAAAAGAUGACAAAACGCCACGGCUGCCAAAGAGAAGGAAGAAACCCCCAGUGCAGUACGUCCGCUGUGAGAUGGAGGGAUGUGGGACAGUCCUUGCUCAUCCGCGCUACCUACAGCACCAUAUAAAGUACCAGCACCUGCUAAAGAAGAAAUACGUUUGUCCUCACCCGUCAUGUGGAAGGCUCUUCAGACUACAAAAGCAGCUGCUGCGUCAUGCAAAGCACCACACAGACCAGAGGGACUACAUUUGUGAGUUCUGUGCUCGUGCCUUCAAGAGCUCCCACAAUCUAGCUGUGCACCGCAUGAUCCACACCGGGGAGAAACCCCUACAGUGCGAGAUCUGUGGCUUCACGUGUCGUCAGAAGGCGUCCUUAAACUGGCACAUGAAGAAGCACGAUGCUGAUGCCACCUAUCAAUUCUCCUGCUCCAUUUGCGGCAAGAAGUUUGAAAAAAAGGACUGUGUGGUAGCUCAUAAAGCCAAGAGUCACCCUGAGGUGCUGAUUGCUGAGGCGCUUGCGGCCAACGCCGGUGCCCUCAUCACAACCCCGGCCUCUCUGCUUGAGCUGCCAGGAAACCCCAUGCAAGGAGAGGUCACCGGCCUGGAUGUGAGCCAUGUAGGGCAGAAUGAACAGGCAGACCAGCUGAGUCAGGAAGGACAAGUCGGACAGCAAAUGGCUCAGGUGUCUCAGAUGGGUCAUAUGACACAACAAGUAAGUCACCAGGUGGUUUUACUGGGACAAGACCAGAGUCUCCAUACAAUGCAGGUGCCUGUAACGAUUGCCCUGUCCCCUAUCGACCCCCCGUCGCCGGCUGACAACCAGCAGCAGACUCACCUGCAGCUCCAGAUGCCUGUCCAGUUUGUGCAAGCAGCUCAGCAGCCUCAGCAGCAAAUCCAACAGCUGACCCUCCAUUCAGGCUCAGUGAUGACCCAGCAUCAGCUGCAGCCUCUCCAGUCCUACUCCUCCCAGCAGCAGAGCCAUGGGCAGACACAAAUCCUUCAAAUGACUUUCCAGCCUGUCAGCCAGUCUCAGACCCACAUUCAACAGAUUCCCAUCCUAGCCGCCUCUCAGCAGCUUCAGACUCUGCACACAGCCCACCCCAGCCCCCCUCUUCUGUCCUCAUCCCAUCCCCAGUCUCAGGAUCCGGCCUCCACCAACGGGGAUAGCUUCAUUCUGGACAACUCGGUGCUCUCGUCUCCCUCUCAGUCGGUCGUCUCCCUCCAGCAGACAGAGACUGUGGGAGACGAUGGGGUGGUCUGGGAUCAUGCAGGACAUGGGGAAGUUCUGUCCGACAGCACUGAGAGACACAUACAGCAGGCGCUUAUGUAAAACAGGAAUAGUACAUAAAAACUAUGAACUUAGAAGAAAGUCACCAGUGACCUGAUAAACUGUAUUGCAAUGUUUAAAGUAAAUGUAGGAUCACCGAUAUAUUAUGUACUGUUCACUCAUAGUCAGAUUUGGUAGCUUUUUAGAGUAUCUGUAUCAGGGAAAGAUAUGUGUGUCAGUUUGUGUAUGUUGUUGCCUUUGUACAUAACAGUCCUGUAAACUUAACUAGCCUUUUAUGUGAGUGUGUGUAUUGAUGCUGAGCUUAUGUUGCAAAUCUGUUGCUGUUAUGCAAUAAUAUAACAUACCUGUUGGCAAUAUUCAGCACAUCAAAUGCCAAGUGUGUGGCAUCAAGGUUUCUAAUGGAAUAUAUUAACUAUUUAUAUUUUGAAUUAUCAUAAAACACACAUGAGAAAGCUAUAAACAGACCCCAGUGUGUUUGGGGUGAGUAAAUUCUGUUUGAAUGAAUAGGCAGCUAUUUUUUUUUUCUUUUCAUUUUUAAUCCAGAUCUUCUGUACAGCCUUUAUUUGGUAAGGUCAAGGACAUCAAACAGUCUAAGGAGGUAAAGAGAGACAUGAACGACAAAAAAAAGAUGGUUCACAACUGUGUAAAAAUUACAAAAUGUGCAUAUUUUUUACCAGUUUUAGACAGUGUCAUAAACCUUCGUUAGUAAUAGAAGUGCAGAUAUUUGUUAAAUUUAGCUCUUGGUUCAAGUUAGGAAAAAAUGAAUUGGAAUGAUAUAUAUUCUACUCACUAAAGUCCUUGUUCUGAUAGGGUGCCAAACGGUGACUUCUAACAUUGUUAAUCACUGAUGAACCCAUGAAACAGCAGCAAGCACAGUCACUGAAUAAAAUACUCUGUUUCAAUAACCUAUGACAUGUUCUAUAAUUUGAUUAGCAAAGCUGUGUAGAAACCUUAGAACUUAUGCUGAUACUAAAAUCUGCACCACUGAUUUGUGAUAUAGGACAUGUGGUAGAAGACACACAAAAAAAGAGUUUCUUUAUAUGAUGUAAAUAAAUGUCUUAACAUUUA